Molecule: messenger RNA, 834 nt
Organism: Peronospora matthiolae
Lineage: Eukaryota; Oomycota; Peronosporomycetes; Peronosporales; Peronosporaceae
Source: the annotation of a GenBank genome assembly
AUGUCGAUUGACAGCAGAAGUACGACUGGCAUGACGGACGUGGUGCUAAAGGAAGUACGACGCCAAGUGUGCGACGCGCAGGAGCAAUGGCGACGUGCGUUUGUGGACGGAUUGGAGGAUAAGGAGCUGCCAUUUGUUACGUUGUCGUAUGCGCAGAGUAUCGAUGGGUCGCUGGCAGUGGAGAGAGGUAAAUCAACAUUACUGAGUGGACGUGCAUCACUGAAGAUGACGCACAUGCUACGGACGCUCCAUGAUGGCAUAUUGGUCGGUGUGGGGACUGUGAUUGCAGAUAACCCGUCGUUGAACGCCCGGUUGAUGGAAGGCCGCAAUCCGCGACCGGUCAUUAUUGACACGCACCUGCGCUGCCCUACGACGAUUAAGCUCUUCACACUGCCGACGUGUGAGAAGCCGAUCAUCAUUUAUGGCCGCGGGUCGCUGGAUCCAGAGAUAUUGAACCGGAAGCGAGCGCUAGUGAUGCUUGGGGCUACAGUUGUUGAAAGCGAGACUGCACUUGGAGAUGACGGCCGCAACUACGUCGAUCUUCGUGAUGCUUUUCGCAUCGCAAAGCAGAACGGUAUUGGCAGCAUUAUGGUCGAAGGCGGCUCAGCAAUUCUGACUUCGUGUCUGCAAGGAGCUGCUCAGCGACAGCUCAUUGGCGUCGUGAUUGUAACGAUAGCGCCUACCUUUAUUGGAGGUUUACGAGCCGUCAACACCUUGCUCACACCUGCGUUACCGGCUUCACCUGCAGCAGGACCAUCCUUUCCUCGGCUGGAUCAACCUCGCUACCACAUUUUGGAUGAAGACGUGGUCAUCUUCGGCCAUCUCGCCCACUGA